Penaeus monodon (black tiger shrimp) is the source of this 739-nucleotide messenger RNA. RefSeq names its product MORN repeat-containing protein 4 homolog (gene rtp). The transcript is spliced from 4 exons. NCBI's taxonomy places the organism in Eukaryota, Metazoa, Arthropoda, Malacostraca, Decapoda, Penaeidae. Bases 89 to 556 code for a protein of 155 amino acids. The record is from RefSeq and is a predicted model, not a curated record.
GAGACAGAAAACAGACGAGGCGCACCAAGCGAGGUUUCCCAGUUACCACACUGACGCUUCUCAAGGCACCAGUCUUUCACCAGUCAACAUGGCUACCCGCACCAUCCCCGGCGUCGUGAAAUACGGCAGUUACAAGUACGACGACGGCACUCAGUACGUCGGCGACUGGAACGACAAGGGCCAAAAGCACGGCAUGGGUCACCUGGCACUCCCCGAUGGCACUCGAUACGACGGCGGGUUCGAGGGGGGGCUUUUCAACGGCCUGGGGGUCAUCCACUUCCCCGAUGGAGCUAGAUAUGAAGGGGAAUUCAUGCAAGGCUGGUUCCACGGCCACGGAAUCUUCUGGAGAAACGACAACAUGAGGUUCGAGGGAGAGUUCAGAGGAGGACGCAUCUGGGGCCUCGGCCUCGUGACUUACGCAGACGGGUCCAACGGCUUCCCGCGUAACGAGGGCUUCUUCCAAGACUGCCGUUUUAUGAGGAAGACCAAGUGUCCUCAAGUUAUCCAGAGGGCCCAGAAAGUGUCUCAUAUUGCCCGAGCUCAGAUGGACCAAUGAGACCUCAUCACUUCUCAUCGUUUCUUGUUCAAGAUGAAUUGUUCAUAGUUAAGACAGAUAAACGUAAGCUAGACAUUGACGUCAUCUAGCAUUUCUCGUUUAGACCUCAUCACUUCUCGUUUCUCGUUCAAGAUGAAUUGUUCAUAGUUAAGACAAAUAAACGUAAGCUAGACAUUGACUUCA